Messenger RNA from Gryllus bimaculatus (two-spotted cricket), 453 nucleotides. NCBI's taxonomy places the organism in Eukaryota, Metazoa, Arthropoda, Insecta, Orthoptera, Gryllidae. The record is from the annotation of a GenBank genome assembly.
GGACCGCCACGCGUACAUGGUGGACAACCCGCUGGGCGAGAACGUGUUCUCCUUCGUGUCGAGCGACGCGCACACGCGCCAGCGCGUGGGCGUGCGCAACGCCCUCGACGCCUGGUACGCCGAGGGCCGCCUCUUCGACUACGGCAACGAGCCCCUCGACACCAAGGCGCGGAACUUCACGCAGAUGAUGUGGCGCAGCACGCGCCUGCUGGGGCUGGCGGUGGCGCGCGGCCGCGGCGGCCGCGUCAUCGUCGUCGCCAACUACUACCCACGCGGCAACAUCGUGGGGCAGUACCGCGACAACGUGCCGCCGCCCUUCGCCGACCCGGCCGCCGCCGCCGCCACCGCCGCCGUCUCCGCCGCCGUCUCCGCCGCCACGGACGCCGCCGCCGACGACGACGAUGAGGACGACGACGACAGCAGCUACACUUGACGCGCGGGCGGUGGAGACGG